UUGCCGGGAAGGUGGUGAAGAAGAUCUGUGCGCCCUCUCUUAGUUUGGUCGUGAACGCCAGCCGAGCCAGUAGUAGAGUUAGCGGUCCGGUCUGGUCAAGCAUCAUUCCCGAGAUUCAGUUUCAGUUCAGUGGUCAAAGUGUGUGCAAGUGCGUGCAGUUUGGUCCGCGACGGGGCCUGCCUACCUAGAUCUAACAGUUCUUUUUUUUUUUUUGAAUACUGCUAAUGGAAAUAACUGGCCGCCUACUUAGCCGAGGCGCUGAAUCCGGGAAAACAGUUUACCGCUUUUCGAAUGAAUUAACGGUAUUAGUGAAGAACAAAAAAAUAGUGCAUUAGUUUCGGAAAAAUAUUUUUUUUUUUUUCAUUGGAAAUCAGCGACAAGAAACAACUCGUGGUGAUCCGGGAAUAGUUCGGAACGGAAAUCAUAGUGAAAACGAACAACGCACAAGUUUCGACAAAAGUUAGUGUGAUUGUAACGAACACGUAAGACAUAGAAGUUUGGCAAUAAAUUGGAGCAACCGAGAAAGGGCAACGGACUGUGAGAAGCUGGGAGGUUUUGCGGCCAGCACCAUUGACGGGAGAUUAUUUAGCGAAUAUUAGGGUAUAAGAAAACAGUCGCCAUGAUCAACAGGAGUUCGAGCCUCAAAGGGCUCGAAUCGAUAGCAACCUUUCUUAUAGCAGUCACGAUAGUCGUGACGUCACAAGUUAAUGCUGCACCUAUGUACGAGAGCGAUCAGACUGACUUAGAGAACUAUGGCGAAUCGGCGGGCUGCUACUAUAACUACAAUCACUACAGCGAAGGUGACCGUAUCAUGACGAACGAGCCCUGCCUGAACUGUACCUGCCAUGAUCGUAUGCUGAUGUGCUACCUGCGAGUGUGUCCUUUCACCAAGGCGAUCGGUCAGGAUUGUACGAUCGAGAAACGUGAAGACCAGUGCUGCCCGGUGAUCACCUGUCCCGAAGUCGAAGUUCAGCUGGUCGAUCAUCAGACCUCAACCGAUGCUGCUGGCAGCUCGACGGCGGUUGGUGCCCCAGAUCAAUAUGGUUGUACGAUCGAAAACCGAUACUAUCCGGAAGGAGCUCAAGUGCCAUCAAAUCCCCACAAGCCUUGCGAACUGUGCUACUGUAUUCGUAACAUGACCACUUGUGUCAUGCAGGAGUGUACGCUACAUAUUGACGGAUGUCAGCCAAUCUACAACAAGGGCGUCUGUUGUCCAGUAAGAUACGAUUGCGAUCACGACAGGGAAAUGAACCCACUGCAACUGGAAGAUGAAAUGACCACCACCGUACGCCCGACACCUGGCUUCAUCCUUACGACCACGAUGUCUCCGACCGUCUCAACGGACUGUGUCCACAAUAGCGAAGUGUACGCCGAUGGUUCCAUGAUCAUUACCGAAAAACCAUGCGAACACUGCUACUGUAUGCGAGGAGACAUCGUGUGCGCCGUUCAGGAAUGCGGAACUCCACUGGAAAAUGAAGGCAAGAACUGCACGGCACUUCCGCCAGCACCAGGACAGUGCUGCCCGGAUACGUACAUGUGCGACGGAACAACGGAUGCCACUACGACGCUCCGACCGGAAUCCGAUGAUCAAAUUGCUGAAGAUGAAGACGCUACAACCGCCCAGGCACCAAUAAGCAGUGACGAAACUGCCAGCGCACCAGUCGACGAUGAGGAAGACGUUCAGCAGCAACACAUUCCACACCCGGAAACCAUGGUUGAUGACAAAUCCGAAAGCGAAGAAGAACAAAGUAUCGAGAUGGAACCAGUUCAUCACGACGAUGACGAUGAUGACGAAAGUGAGGAAGCUGAUGAACAACAACACCAUGAAGCUCCUGUAAUGCCAACUGCUGACGACAAGCCAACCACUAGUCAACCAAGCCAAGCCGACGAAAAGGAAGCAACCACCCAAGCCGCCGUUCAGGACGAGAAGGAACCGGAACCAGAAGCUCCAGCAUCGGACAGCGUGGCUCUCGAUGAACACGAUGAAGAACCAAAGGUUACCACGGCUGCUGCCCCUGAAGCUGAUGAUGCCAAGCCUGAAUCCGAAAAGGACAACGAAGUCGAAGUCGAACAAGCAGCGGUUAGUCACGAUCUACCAGAGGAAUCCGCCACCACCGAACACCCAGCUGAACCAGAGAAGGAUCUCGUAGCCCCAACUGUCUCGGAUGACGAAGCCUCUUCCUACACAACCAUGGCUCCAGCGAAGGAAAGCGACGAAGAAAUCCCUGCUGAAACGACCACUGCAUUUGCUUUCACCGCCAGCGACGACGAUGUUGGUCAGACUACCGAAAGCCGCACCUACCUUCCACCGUUCCACGAUUCGGAAACCACAACCGCUCGUAUCGAGUCUGACGAACCAGCAUUCGCUACCACCAUGGCACCGCUGGCUGCCGCUGACGACACUGUGGAAUCCGACGACAAACCAGAAAGCCCAGCCCUUGAAUCCGACCAACCAGAAGCUCCAGCCACCACCGUGAAGGGCAUCGAAUCCACCACCUACACCAAGGAACCGGCUCACAAAUUCGAAGACAAUGUCCCAGAACAAGACUUCAUCGAACUGCCACCAGCCGAGAUUGUAACGGAAUUGCCACCAAUCCCAACUACCGCCAGAAUUCCAGAAAUGCCAACGGAAGAAAUCAUGACUCAUUCACCACCGGAAGCCGACUCGCACGUUCUGGACGAUGCCAUGACGACUACUGCUCCAGUUGCCGAUGCCGUGGUUCCAGCUGAAGACGAUAAGAAGGAUACACCCGCUGUCGAUAUGGACGAACCAGUCGAAAUGAACACCGUUAUUCCAUCGAGCGACGACAAGAAACCUCAGGAAGAAACAGAUGAGGAAACACCAGACAAGAUGUUCCCAGAAGCUAUCCCUGGAGAAGGUGAUUGUUUGGUCGAUGGUAUCACCUACAAGAACAAUGCAUUGAUCCCGGCCAACAACAAAUGUCAAGAUUCAUGCAAGUGUUCCAACAGUAUUGUGCAAUGCGAGAUGGUCCAGUGCGCUUUAGCUCCAGCCAAGGACUGUGCUCCAGUGCCAGCUGCUCCUGGUGAGUGCUGCCCAACGUACAAGUGCAACGCAUUGGAACGAGACGAAAGCGUUUCCGAAUCCGACAGCGAUGUCUCUGAAGAUGCCAAGAAGCCAACCGAAAGCUCGUCCACCGAAAGUUCCUCAUCUUCCGAUGACACUACCGAAGAAUCCAAGGAAGAAGAUGAACCAUCGGCGAGCGAUUCCACUUCUGAUGAUAGCGACGAAGAGGAAGAAUCCAACCAGGUUGAAGAUCAGGGUAAGGUAACGACUCGUCGUCCAGUUGUCAUUACACCAAGCAAAUCUGAAGAACAGGACCAACCAUCUGAAAGCGAUUCGGAAUCUGAUAGUGACAGUGAAGUCGAGUCAGAUGAAGCCGAAGAACCGAUUAGAAUCACAUCUGCGGCCAUUGUUGCCGACGAUGAAAUCGAGCAAGAAAAGGUCACUUCAGCACCGGCUAUGGACGAAUUCGUGCCAACUGAAAGCCAGGUUGCCGAAAAAGAACCCGAACACGAUGAAAAAUUGCCUGUUGAACCGGUUGAAGCCGAGAAGGAGGAAGACGAACCAAUCAUGGUUGCUGCCCCAACUACUACUGCUCCAGCUGCCGACGAAGCCGUUCAUACCACCAUGGCUGCCGUUGCUGCUGACACCGCCGCUGAUGAAGAAGAACAACCAGCCACUCCAUCUGAAGAGAAGGAUGAAGAAGCACCUGCUCACGAUGAUGUCACUACUGCUAAGGCCGUUGAACAAGCUGACGAGAAGGAAGAGGAGCCAAUUGCUACGGAGAAAGCUCCCACAAUGGAUCAUGCUGCAGCUGAGUCAUCGAAGCCAGAAUCAGAGCAAGACAUGCCAGUUGAAUCAGUCGCUGCCACUACAAUGGCUACCGAGAAGGACCAAGAGCAAGACAUGCCAGAAACGACAGCUGCCGCCGCUCAAGAUGAAGAAGCUCCAUCCGAAGCCACCACAGCUAAACCAACCAUUGCCCACGAUGAAGAACAACAACCAGAACAAGACGAGCAACAGAAGGUUGAAGAUGUUCCAGCUACUACCGCCAUGCCUGUUGAAGCUGCUGCUGAUGAUGUCGCUGUUCCAACCGAAAAGGACCAGCAACCAGAAAUUCAAGCAACCGAGAAACCAGAAUCCGACGCACCAAUGAUGACUGAGGAAGCUCCAGCUCAAGUAACUGUGAAAUCAGAAGCCGAAGCUCUGCCGAUGACCGAAAAAGCUCCUGCUCAAGCACCAGUUGAUGAUAGCAUUCACUUCCCAGUUGAUGAACCGGAACACGAUGAGGUUCAGGUUGGCCAAAAACCAAUGCCAGUUGAACCAGUUGUCGAGGAAGAGCAUGAGCCGAUUGAACAUGACGAUAGCAUUCACUUCCCAAUUGACGAAUAUGACGAAAGUCCAAUCUUUAUCCCAACCGCCGAACAGGAUCACGUGAUGGAACAUGAAGAAGACGAACAGAAACCACUUGAUGAUCACGUUCCAGGACAUGUAGAUGAACACAAACCAGCUGACGAAAUGCCAAUUACUACCCAAGCGGCUACAGAAGAAGCAACAACUGCCAAGGCUGCUGAAGAACCUAUCACCGUUAAGGCUACAGAAGAAGCAACAACUGCCAAGACUGCUGAAGAACCUAUCACCGUUAAGGCUACAGAAGAAGCAACAACUGCCAAGGCUGCUGAAGAACCUAUCACCGUUAAGGUUACAGAAGAAGCAACAACUGCCAAGACUGCUGAAGAAGCUACAACUGUUAAGGUUGGAGAAGAAGCAACAACUGCCAAGACUGCUGAAGAAGCUACAACUGUUAAGAUUGCCGAAGAAGCAACAACCGUCAAGGCUGCUGAAGAAGCAACAACUGCAAAGGCCGUAGUAGAGAUGGAUGGUGGAUUGGACGAUACGAUUGAUGAAGUCGAAAAGCCUGUUGAACCAAGCCACGAUGAAGUGAAGACUACCAUUGCACCUGCCGUUGAAGUUCCAGAACAUGACGAAGAUAAGAAACCUAUGGAAGAUGAAGAAGCCCAACCUGCAACAACCAGUGCUCCGGUGAGCCAGGAUGCUAUUACUCCAGAGAUGCCACUGGAAGAAAUGCAUACUCAGAUGCCACUCGAGUCGGAUGAUCAGAUCAAGGAACACGAAGCUACAACGAUCAAGGCGGUAGAUGCACCAGCUACUCAGGCUGCACCAGCAGCCGCUGCCGAUGUCGAAGCCGACGCUGAACAAAAACCAGAAGUACAGCCAACAGUUGAUGAUGAAAACGUUAGCUCUGAAGAGGAACAGGAACAUGUACCAGUGAGCGCAGACGCCGGUGCUGACGAUGAAGAAAGCAGCGAAGAAGCCAUCGUCCAAGAAGUACCAGCUCCAACAUCCGAUGAGCAGGAAGAAGAGGAUGAUAAAUCGACUGAAGAUGAUCAGAAACCACAGGAAGUGAAGCCAGUUGAAGAUGAAAAGAAACCAGUGGCUGCCGAUGAGGAAAAACCAGCUGAAGAAGAAAUGAAGCCGGUGGCUAGCGAUGCAGAAAAACCUGCUGAAGAUGAAUUGAAGCCUGCAGUUGAAGAUGAAGAACAGAAACCAGUUGCUGUUGAUGAUGAGAAACCAGCUGUGGAUGAAGCAGAACAGAAACCUGUGGCCUCUGAUGACGAGAAACCAGCUGAAGACGAUUUGAAGCCAGCUGCCGAGGAUGAAGAACAGAAACCAACCACAGCAGAUGAUGACAAACCAGCUGAGGAAGAAAAGAAGCCAGUGGCUAGCGAUGAUGACAAACCAGCUGAAGGAGAAAUGAAACCAGUGGCUGCCGAUGAGGAACAGAAACCAGUUGCUAUCGACGAUGACAAACCUGCUGAAGAAGAGACAAAACCAGUUGUGGACGAAGCAGAACAGAAACCAGUUGCUUCUGAUGAUGACAAACCAGCUGUGGGCGAAGCAGAACAGAAACCAGUUGCAUCUGAUGAUGACAAACCUGCUGAAGAACCGGUGACACCGGCUAUGGAUGAAGAAGAACAAAAACCAGUGGCUGUCGACGAUGAGAAACAUGCUGAAGAAGAAUUGAAACCAUCUGUGGAUGAACUAGAACAGAAACCAGUUGUUGCCGAUGAUGAAAAGCCAGCUGAAGAAGAAAUUAUUCCAGUGGUGACCGUUGAGCAGAAACCUGUUGCGGAAAGUGACGAGAAGCCAACUGAAGUGGAUGAAGAAGAGAAGAAACCAGUUGAAGAAGAAACCACUGUGGCAAGCGAUGACAAGCCAGAUGUUGAAGCUGAGGAAGAAAAGAAACCAGCCAGCGAUGAAACCGCCACGACGUCAGCUCCAAGUGCUGAUGAAGAACAGAAACCAGAAAGUGACGAAUCUGUUACCAUGGCCACUCCAUCUACCGAUGAAGAAAAACCAGCUAUGCCAACCGCUGAUGAAGAAGAGAAACCAACUGUUGCUGCCGAUGCCGUUGAAGAACCUGAAGCUGACGAAGAAGAAGCUCAUGCUACAACAGCUGCUCCAAUGAAGGAAGCGGAUGAGGAACAGAAACCUGUUAGUGCGGUUGACUUGGAACACGAACCAACGAUGAUGACCGAUGAUGAUAAAACUCCUGAAGUGGUCAGCGACGAUGACAAGGAACCAGAAGUUGGAGCUGAUGAGGAACAGAAGGAAUCUGAUGAAACUGCACCUGCCACUACACCUGCUGCCGAUGAAGAACAGAAACCAGCUGAUGCUGAUGAGGAACAAAAACCAGCUGGUGCUGAUGAGGAAGAAAAGCCAGCUACCACAGCCACUCCAGCUAAGGAUGACGAAAUGAUGGCUCCAGAAUCUGAUGCUAAGGAUGAAGACAUGGCCGCUACUCAUAAACCAGAGCAAGAUGAAGUGAAACCGGAAAUUGAAGCCGAUGAAGUCAAACCAACCGAAGCACCAGUCAAGGUUGAGGAUGAAGUUGCUUCCGAAGAAGAAGAAGAACCACAGCACUCUGUUCCAGCCGCUCACGAUGAUCAGACCUCAGAUGAAACCGAAGAUGAUACUCCAGCUGCCACUGAAGCUCCAUUGAAGGAAGCUGACGAACCACAGGCUCCUACCACUAUUGCUUCAAUUGUUCCUGCUGAUGAUGAAGAAGAACAGAAACCAACUGAAGAAGAGAAGAAACCAGCACUAGAUGAAGCUGAAAUAAAACCAACCGACGCUCCAAUGAAGGCUGACGAUGAGGAACAGAAACCAGCUGUUGAACCAGUGGAAGCUGACGAACAGGAGUCUACUACACAAAUGGCACAAGCUGAUGAAGAAGAGAAGCCAGCUGCUGCUACCGAUGCUACUGUUGAAGAUGAUGAACAGGAAGCACAGGCAACAAUGGCUCCAGCAAUGGAUGCUGUAGAGGGAGAUGAAGCGCAAAAACCAAAGCCUGCUACUGAAUCUGAUGAAACCGAAAAGGAUCAAGAGCAACCAAUUGUUGAACCAGUGGAAGCCGAUGAAACUGAGAAGCCUGUGUCGACUGAUGCACCAGUGAUGGAUAUGGAUGAGGAAGAGAAACCAUCCUUUGAACCAGUGGAAUCCGAUGUAACUGAAAAGCCUGUGUCGACCGAUGCACCAGUGCUGGAUAUGGAUAAGGAAGAGAAACCAGCUGUUGAACCAGUGGAAGCUGAUGAAGAAGAACAAAAACCAUCUGUGGAACCAGUGGAAGCUGAUGAAAAAGAACCAAAACCAUCUGUGGAACCAGUUGAAGCUGACGAAGAAGAACAAACACCAGCUGUAGAACCAGUUGAGGCUGAUGAAGAAGAACAAACGCCAUCUGUGGAACCAGUUGAAGCUGAUGAAGAAGAACAAACGCCAUCUGUGGAACCAAUUGAAGCUGAUGAAGAGGAACAGAAACCAGAUGUGAAACCAGUUGAAUCUGAUGAAGAAGAGCAGAAACCAGCUGUGGAACCAGUUGAAGCUGAUGAAGAAGAAGAGAAACCAGCUGAAGAAACUGCUCCUACUACUGUCAGUUCAGUUAUGGAUGAAGUGAAGAAGCCAGAGGCCGGGGAACAGAAACCAUCUCUCGAUAAGGAAGAAGUACCAACCACUCAAUCCACCAUUAAGGACGAUGAUGAAGAGAAACCAGCUGAAGUUGAAGCAGAUGAGGAGAAGAAGCCAGCAGAAUCUACGACUAUUGCGCAGAUGGAUGAUCAACAACCAUCGACAAUGGCUACUCCGGUGAAGGAAGCUGAUGAACAGCAGCCAACAUUAGUUGAAUCUGACGAAGAGGAUAAGCCAGUUCCUGAGGCUGAUGAUCAGACGAAACCACUGGAGUCCGAUGAAGAAGAGAAGACUACUGAUGCACCGGUGAAGGAAUCUGAUGAAGAAGAGAAGCCAGCUGAAGUGCAACCAACUGCUGAUGAAGCACAGAAGCCUGCUACCGAAGAAGAGGAAGUGAAACCGACUCCAACUGCUGAUGAAGCACAGAAGCCUGCUACUGAAGACGAGGAAGUGAAACCGACUCCAGCUGCGGAUGAAGAACAGAAGCCUGCCACUGAAGCAGAGAAAGUGAAACCGACUCCAGCUGCGGAUGAAGAACAGAAGCCUGCCACUGAAGAAGAGGAAGUGAAACCGACUCCAGCUGCGGAUGAAGAACAGAAACCUGCCACUGAAGAAGAGGAAGUGAAACCCACUCCAGCUGCGGAUGAAGAACAGAAACCUGCCACUGAAGAAGAGGAAGUGAAACCAACUCCAGCUGCAGAUGAAGAACAGAAGCCUGCUACUGAAGAAGAGGAAGUGAAACCAACUCCAGCUGCAGAUGAAGAACAGAAGCCUGCUACUGAAGAAGAGGAAGUGAAACCGACUCCAGCUGCAGAUGAAGAACAGAAGCCUGCUACGGAAGAAGAGGAAGUCAAACCGACUCCAGCUGCAGAUGAAGAACAGAAGCCUGCUACGGAAGACGAAGAAGUGAAACCGACUCCAGCUGCAGAUGAAGAACAGAAGCCUGCUACGGAAGAAGAGGAAGUGAAACCGACUCCAGCUGCAGAUGAAGAGCAAAAACCAGAGCUGGAUGAGACCAUUGAAGAGGAACCAAUCAAAACUGAUGAUGAAACGCCAGCAACUACUGCAACUGCUCCAGUCAUGGAUGCCGAAAAGGAAAGCGAAGAUACUGGAAAACCUUCCCUUGAGGAAGAGCAUGAUGAAGUUCAGCAGACACCAGUGCAGGCCAUUGAAGAUGAAGAUGAAUCUGGAGAACAUGAAGUUUCACCACCUGCUGCUACUCCUGCUGCAGAUCAAGAACCACAGACAGUGGAAGCUGAUGAGGAACCAAAACCAGAAAUGGCUGAACCAGCUACUACUGCAGCUAGUGUUGCUGCUGUUGCCGAUGAGGAAGAAAAGGAAGCUACAUCAGCAGCACCAGUUAGCGAUGAGAAGGAAGAAGAUCAGCCAGCAUCUGUGAGUCACGAUGAUGAUGAGGCACCAGCGCCAACAACUGCCGCUGCCCCAGCCGAAGUUGAACAAGAUGCAAUUCCGACGACGAUGGCUCCAGUUAAGGUUGAAAGCACAACUGAUGCAGUGACUGAAGAACCAAUCAAGGAAACAACUGCUGCGCCAAUGGUGCCAGUUUUCGAUGAAGAAAAGGAAGCCGAUAAGCCAGCUGUUCCUGCUCAGGAUGAAGUGCAGAAACCAGUAGAGGAAGAAGUACAGAAACCGGCUGAAGAAAAACCAGUUGAAGCCGACGAGGAAGAAGAUCUACAACAACAAGCCAAGCCAGUGUUUGAUGAAAAGGAAGAAGACAUUCAGAAACCAGUGACACCUGGUUAUGAAGACAGUUACUUCCCAUCGAGCACAAGCACAAAACCAGAAGCUGAAACUCCAGGACCAUCGUACGGACCACCAGGAGGCCAGCACUACGAUCCAGGAUAUGGACAUAUGCCACCACAUUACCCACCAUCGUCAUACGAAGACGACUACACCGAUGAGGAAGAUCCAGCCUCGUUUGGACCGGGAACUUGCCGAUACGGUGGCAAGCUCUACGUCUCCGCUCAGCAAAUUCCACGUGAAGAUCCGUGCGAUUUCUGCUUCUGCUUCCGCAGCGAUAUUAUCUGUUUGCAGCAGUCGUGCCCACCUCCAAUCAGCGGAUGUCACGAGGAGCCAAUUUCCGGUUUCUGCUGUCCGCGGUACGAAUGUCCUGUCUCGAUGGCUACGGUGCUCAACGUUACGACCAGUACGACCACCACGACCACGACGCUGCCACCGCACUUCCUGUCGCACGCCUACAAGGGCUCAGUGACGAAGCGUGGUUGUCAGAUCCAGGGCAAGGCCUACCAGGUCGGUGAAACCGUGGCGUCUGCCAGCGGUCCUUGCAUGCGAUGCUUAUGUGGCGGAGAUGGCCAGAUGAAGUGCGAACCCAAGGCGUGCAGUCCAGAGCCAAUGUUGCAGCAGAUGAUUGCCGUGGCAGCAUCCCGAAGGAGAUGAAGCGACUAGACAGGUAGCCAACGAGCGAGCGAGCGUACGGAAUGGAAGAAGCAAGAGAGAGAUUAGACAAGAGAGAGAGCGAGAUUGCGAGCGAAUACAACGUUAAGGAGGUAAUCUCACGUUAGAAUUCAUUUUCCAUCUAGAAAAUGAAGAACUGUGCGAAAUGGGUAACCAGUAAUAGGAAGGAGAUGUGGUUGUCUGUGCUGCAUCUCUAGGCGAGUAGUGAAAGGCGAACGAUGGCAAACAAGAAAAAAGAGAAAGAGACGUCACACGAAACAAAGUAGCUCAUUAUUUCAAAAGACUUGAAACAACAACAAUCACUCACAGAACGCAGCAAAAACUCACGCACAAACACACACACACACACACACACAUAUAUACACAAACAGACGAAUACGCACUAACUAACACAUACGCAAACAGAUCAGUAUAGCCGAGACAACGAUUUCUAGAUCAAGGCUCACCUGAUUGACGACGGCCAUUUUGGAACCAUUCCAUUAUGGCUGACUUCGAUCAGGUGAGCUGGUACUCUAAUUAUUUCUUGUGUAUAGGAGAAUUUUUUCGACGUGACAAAAUAUCGAAUUAAUUUACGAAAACUAAAAACAACAAACCGUUAGGUAAAAUACCAGAAAGUGGUCGUCGUGUCUCAUACAAUUACUUCUAGUCUCUCUGUUUUACGUUUUUUUAAUAGAAAGGAAUGGCAAAGGAAACGAAUCGGGAAAGUUUAGCAAUGAAUCGCAGCAGAACAAACACAGACUCACACC
This is a messenger RNA of Ochlerotatus camptorhynchus, 11190 nucleotides long. RefSeq names its product tenectin (gene tnc). The record is from RefSeq and is a predicted model, not a curated record. Bases 620 to 10426 code for a protein of 3268 amino acids. The transcript has 8 exons. Gene Ontology annotation, molecular function: protein binding. Lineage: Eukaryota; Metazoa; Arthropoda; Insecta; Diptera; Culicidae.